AUGAUAUCUAGGGUACGGUUUGCGAGACCUCUUAGGUUUCCAAGGCCUCUCUGCCAAGUGAGGUUCAACUCCAACAAGUACCGUUCGAUUGAAGAAUUCAAUAAACAGAAAAAGGAGUUCAAGUUUGGCCAUGGCAUAGAUGAGAUGGAUGAAACCGAAAGUGCCGAUCGGAAGGAAAGACUUGAUAAUGUGGCUGAGGGGUUUGUGGAAUUUGAUCCUCUGACACAUCCUCGUCUUCAAGGGAUUGAGCCGAACUCGCCUGAAUGGAAAGAACAGUUGUUCAUUAUCCAGAAGGAGAUGCAGAAGGAACAGGAGAAACAGCGUAAGGCGUGGGAAAGAAACGAAAGACUUAAGGGGCUUGGUGCUGGUGUGUUUGCGCUUGUUUCCAUUGUUUCUGUUUAUUCGCUUGUGAUGAACUAUAAGUACUUGAAGGGUUGGUUCCUGAAUAAGAUUAACUAUGAUAUUGAUGAUUCUAAGGUUAGAGAUAUGAAGGAUCCUAAGGAGAAUAAGAAGAAGGUAGCUAAUCUUGUGGACCGUUUGAGUGGCGAGCUUGCGCUGUCGCCUGGGUUUGUAAAGAACUUGCUUGAUUCAAAGUCAAACACUGGUCUUUAUGUCUUUGGUGGCUUCUCUAAAAAUAAGCUUCCUACGAGAUUGAGCUUUUUCGAUGGCAUGCUUCUUCAGGAUAUGUUGAUUGAGCAUGACUACUUGGUUGCAAUUGACGAUCUGGGCAAGGUGUACCAUUACAGUCCAAAGUUCAAGGAACCAAUUGCCGUGAACAUGCCGCUGAAGGUAUCUCGUGUGUUGCAUUCUGGAGACAGCUUUUACUACUUGGGUAAGAACAAGAAGGAGAUUUUCUAUGGUCCAAAGCUUAGUCAGCUUCCUAAGAAACAAAGAGGCUGGCUCGGCUCUUCAAGCUAUAGUUAUUCGGCUGAAAAGUUGAAACUUGACGCCAUGAAGGGUGAAACAGUUGAGGAUAUCACAGCAGGUCUUAACCAUUUGCUUAUUCUUAGUUCAAAGGGUAAGCUUUAUGGCGCUGUUGCUGCUCGUGAGCCAUUGAACAAAGGACAGUUUGGUUUGCCCAAGUACUCUCCAUACUUGAAAUCGCCAAUUGACGUCUCUAACGAAGUCUAUGAUUUGGCCAACUUGAAUAACGAAAUUGUCACAAACAAGGAUGGUAAGUAUGUGCGUCCACGUACGUUCUCGUCAAUUGCAACAGGUGACAACUUCAAUAUUGCCAGUGAAGCGAACGGAAACAUUUGGACUUGGGGCGCCAACACUUUUGGCCAGUGCGGCAAAGACUUGACUUCUACUGAUGAUAUCCAGCCAGUUCCAAGAGUAGCAUAUACAUUGGCUGAGUUGGAAAAGAUCCUGAAGUACAGUUUGCCAAAGAACGGAGCUGGUUUCAAGUUCCACGUCAAGAAUGUUUUUGCAUCGAGCGAAUCUUCCUUCAUUCAAUUGCAAAGCACCAACGAAGAGGAUCCUUCCAAGGACCAAGAGCUCUUGCUUAGUUUUGGGGCUGGUCUUAGCGGACAGUUGGGUCUUUCGAAGUACAUGCACGUCGCUUCUGUUCCAGCUGUGCUCAAGUCGCUUGUUGGUCUUACUGAAUUCGACGAAAAGGCCAAGGCUAUCAAGAACAUUGGAAUCAAGAAUGUCAUUCCUGGUGGCCACCAUGUGUUUGUUGUAUUGGACAACUCAGGCCCUAACAAGGAUGUUCUUGUGUUUGGCCAAAACGAUAAGGGCCAGUUUGGUAACGGAAAGAGCGUCAAGAGCUCUAAACCUGUGGCCUUGCCUAAACUCAUUGAGCCCAGCGACUUUGCAGAAAGCGAAUCUGCAUCAAAGAAGAAGUUGGCAAAGAAGAUCAACAAUGUCACCACCAGUCGACUCCAGCUUCUCGACGGAGAGAAAAUCGGCAAGAAGAAGGUCGAACAAGUCAUUACCGGUGGAAGCGACGGGUCAGCAAUCUACUACCGUCCGCAGUAA
Messenger RNA from Candidozyma haemuli, 1980 nucleotides. RefSeq lists its product as uncharacterized. Bases 1 to 1980 code for a protein of 659 amino acids. Gene Ontology annotation, biological process: mitochondrial respiratory chain complex III assembly. The transcript has a single exon. The record is from RefSeq and is a predicted model, not a curated record. Lineage: Eukaryota; Fungi; Ascomycota; Pichiomycetes; Serinales; Metschnikowiaceae. Gene Ontology annotation, cellular component: mitochondrial inner membrane.